Molecule: messenger RNA, 525 nt
Organism: Trematosphaeria pertusa
Lineage: Eukaryota; Fungi; Ascomycota; Dothideomycetes; Pleosporales; Trematosphaeriaceae
Exons: 2
Coding region: 1-525 (174 amino acids)
Source: RefSeq, a predicted model, not a curated record
AUGGCUCCGCCGGCAAAGCCCAGCUUCCGCUUUCUGGACCUGCCGAAGGAGAUCCGCCUCGUGGUGUACGAGCGCCUGCCCAUCAAGACGCGCCACCUCCGGCUACGCAGCGGAAGUAUCACUUUCAUCGCCCGAUCCCUACCGGUCGCCAUCCUAGGAGUCUGUCGCCAAAUCCACGAAGAGGCCCUGUGCAUUCUCGGUCCGAAGCUCUACCAAAUACUCUCGACGCCCCCGCGCAUUGCUGUCACCUUUGCUGCGAUGAAAAUCUUCGUCCUAGAAGCUAUUGUCUCCGCGCUCUUGGCGGCCGUUCGGUGUGACAGCGGGCACCAAGCGCUCUUCCAGGCGCUAUCAAGGCCAAGGCCAUUAGGAACCGAGCGCCGCAUUGUCGAUCGAUUCGUGUUGCUAGCCAGGCUGUAUCAAAGCAGUACAUCUGGGCGGGAUCAUGAGUCGAGAGACUUGGACGCUGGAGUGGGCGGAAGGCGAGGUGGCCUAAGUACGGAACUGGGGCGUAGAGGCUCUACAUAG